This is a messenger RNA of Hibiscus syriacus, 2259 nucleotides long. RefSeq lists its product as uncharacterized. The record is from RefSeq and is a predicted model, not a curated record. The transcript has 6 exons. Lineage: Eukaryota; Viridiplantae; Streptophyta; Magnoliopsida; Malvales; Malvaceae. The coding region runs from base 1 to 2259 and encodes 752 amino acids. Gene Ontology annotation, molecular function: catalytic activity.
AUGAAAACUAGAGUUAGAAGUGGUAAUUUCCUUAGGAUUGUUAAUUCUUUGGCUGUUGAUUGGGAUUUUGCCAACAAUUAUGAAUAUUCUGAGGGUGGUAGGCUUUGGAUACUGUGGGAAAAAAGCCUUUCAUUCUCUGUGCUUAAGGGAUGUGAUCAGGCCCUUUCUGUUGUAGGUGAUGUGGUUGGUGAAAAAGUUGUUGUUACUGCUGUUUAUGGGAGUAACAAUAGUCAGACCAGGAGAGGUUUAUGGGAGCAUUUAAGGUAUCUGGAAGUUGAUAUUGGUUCUGCCUCUUGGUUGAUUGGGGGGGAUUUCAACACUUUUAUCAGUGCUGAAGAUAGUUCAGAUUUUGAUGUUUUGGGGUUGUAUAGUACCUCUGAUAUGGUGGAAUUCAAUGAUUGUCUGAUGGAUUUAGAAAUUCAUGAUCAUCCAUUCACAGGUCCACUUUUUACCUGGUCUAACAAGCAAGAAAGUAAUUUAUUGGCUAGGAAGUUGGAUAGAGUUUUAAUUAACUCUCAAUGGCUGAUAGAGUUUCCUGACUCAGCUGUGGAAUUUAAAGCUCAAGGGCCUUCUGAUCAUUGCCUAGGGACUGUUUGGACUCAGAAAAGUGCUCAGGUGAACAAGCCUAAGCCAUUCAAGUUUUUUAAUUGUUGGACUGCUAAUGAGGAUUUCUUGAGGGUUGUUAAAGACUCUUGGCAAGGACACUGUGUGGGGGACCCUAUAUUGAUUUUGUUUACUAAGCUGGAAUGUUUGAAACCACUAUUAAAAAACCUCAAUAGAAGUUCAUUCUCUGAUAUUGUUGGCAGAGUAGUUGCUAAGAGAGCCGAGCUUGAAGCUAUUCAAAUUCAUAACCUUGAUCAGGAGGGGGAAUUGAACACUAAGUUUUUUCAUCAGAGAGUGGAAUUGAACAAGAAAAGAAACAUUAUCAAAGUAAUUAAAGAUGAUAGAGGGAUAUAUCAUGAAACUUUUGAGGAUAUGGCAGCUGAGUUGGAAAUUUUUUUCAAAAGCCUUAUAGGUACUGCUGAUCCUAUAGUGAAGAGAUGUCCUACUGACUGGUUAAAGUCUGUUCUAAAUUACUCUUUACCUAUUGGGGCUGAGGAUAUCCUAGUUAGAGUGAUUACUGAUGCUGAAAUCAAAGAUGCACUGUUCAGGCAGGGGGAAAAUAAGAGCCUUGGACCUGAUGGCUAUGCCUCGUGGUUCUUCAAGAUCACUUGGGAUAUAGUUAGCAAUGAUUUUAUAGGGGUUGUAAGGUGCUUCUUCCAAUCUUCAUCCCUUUUACCUGCUUUUAAUGCCACCUCCAUUGUCUUAGUGCCUAAAUCCCCUAAUGCAUGUAUGCCCAAGGAAUUUAGGCCCAUUUCUUGUUGUUCUAUGAUUUAUAAGACAAUCACUAGGAUCCUGGUCACUAGAUUAGCUUUGUUCUUUCCUGGUAUGAUUUCCCCUAAUCAAUCAGCAUUUGUUAAGGGUAGUAACAUUGCUGACAAUACCUUAUUGGCUCAGGAAGUAGUUAGGGGAUAUUCUAGGAAGAACCUUUCUCCUAGAUGCACAAUUAAGAUUGACUUGCAGAAGGCUUUUGAUUCAAUCUGUUGGGACUUCUUGAUGAAUGUUCUUGAAGCUUUGGGGCUGCUUGAGGUGUUUUGUGGUUGGAUAAAAGCUUGUAUUACUACCCCCAGAUUCUCUAUUUCUUUGAAUGGUAGUUUGGUGGGUAGACAAUUAAUACUGCCUAAGGGUGUCAUUAGGGAUGUUGAGAAGCUUUGUAUGAGGUUAUUUUGGAGAGGCAGUGACACCUCUGCUAAGGGUGCUAGAGUGAGCUGGAACCAGGUGUACUCACCUCAAUCUGAGGGAGGAUUGGGCUUAAGGAAGCUUGCUGACUGGAGUAAAGCAUGUUGUCUAAUCUGGAUUCUCAGCAAGUUGAUUAAGCUGAGGGAGGAGGCUGGGCGUUUAUUUAGGCAUUUGGCUAGCUUAUCUCAGGUCAAUGGCAGGCUUCCUACUAAGGACAUAUUAGGCAGGUUUGGAAUUGUGGUUAACAACAAUUUAUGUGUGUUAUGUGGGGUAGGUCAAGAAUCUCGCAACCAUCUAUUCCUUGAAUGCCCCUUUGCGUCUGAGAUAUGGUGUGUUGUUUUGCUUGACUGUGAAUUGAAGCAUCAGGUGCUGGGAUACUGGGAUGAUGAGAUUCGUUGGAUGGUUCUGCACUUUAAGGGAAAAUCCCUCUUAGUUCAUAUACUCAAGCUUGCUUGGACCGGCUGUGCUGCUUUCUUUUGA